Molecule: messenger RNA, 1242 nt
Organism: Lactuca saligna
Lineage: Eukaryota; Viridiplantae; Streptophyta; Magnoliopsida; Asterales; Asteraceae
Source: the annotation of a GenBank genome assembly
AUGUUGUUCUUAGGUCUCUACCUUGUGGCUAUUGGUGUUGAGGGUAUAAAGAGAUCAUUACCAACACUAGGAGCCGAACAAUUUGACGAAAAUACCCCCAAAGGAAGGAAGCAAAGAUCAACCUUUUUCAAUUAUUUCAUAUUUUGUUUAAUAUGUGGUGGUCUAAUUGUUGUCACCUUGGUGUUAUGGAUCGAAGAUAAUGUAGGGUGGCAAUGGGGUUUUGGCAUUUCAACCAUAGCCAUCUUGUUGUCAAUUGUUAUCCUCCUUGCUGGUUCAGUCUUCUAUCGUUGCAGGAUACCCAAUGGAACCCCUCUCGCAACCAUGUUUAAGGUGGUGUGCGCAGCAUCUUUAAAUGUUUCUAAGGUCGCCAACUCCGAUGAGCAGCAGACGAAAGAGAAUGAGACAAACAGAGCAAGACUUUCAAACACCCUCGAGUGGUUAAACCGCGCGGUUGAAAACAAACCAGCCAAUAGAUUACUCGCGUGCUCUAUUCAAGAGGUAGAAGAUGUCAAGAUCAUGCUGCAAAUUCUUCCUAUAUUUUGCACCAUUAUACUUAAUUGCUGUUUAGCUCAACUCUCUACGUUCUCCGUCCAACAAGCCGCGACAAUGAACACGAUGCUUGGCUCGUUCAAAGUCCCACCUGCGUCGCUACCUGUUUUCCCAAUCGUCUUCUUGAUGAUCAUGACACCACUCUACGAUCAUAUUAUAAUCCCAUUUGCACGAAAAUGGAAAAAAUUUGAGAUGGGCGUGUCUCAUCUCCAAGGAAUUGGCUUGGGUCUAUGUUUCUUCAUUUUAGCCAUGGCUGUCGCAGCUCUAGUCGAGCUCCAACGCAAGAAAGUUUCCAAAGUUGCGAUGGUGGCACUACUGCCUAUUUCGUUCCUGUGGAUUUCGUUUCAGUAUUUGUUUUUGGGAUCUGCUGAUCUUUUCGUGUUGGCAGGAUUGAUGGAGUUUUCGUUUACAGAAGCGCCCGUUAGAAUGAGAUCUUUGGCUACUUCGUUUUCUUGGGCGUCUUUGUCCAUGGGUUAUUUUCUUAGUGGCGUGAUCGUCUCGGUUGUUAAUGGUGUUACUGGCGCCAGAUACCACCGGCAGCCAUGGUUCUCCGGUGAGAACUUGAAUCACCAUCAUCUUGACAGGUUUUACUGGUUAUUAUGUGUUUUGAGUUUGUUGAAUUUGGAAAUUAUCUUUUUUGGGCGAAUCGUUACAAUUACAAAUCAAUAUCAGGAAACAUUUAAGAUCAUAUGA